Grammomys surdaster is the source of this 7434-nucleotide messenger RNA. It is a transcript of the gene Gpr107, whose product is annotated as G protein-coupled receptor 107. Gene Ontology annotation, biological process: clathrin-dependent endocytosis. Gene Ontology annotation, molecular function: clathrin heavy chain binding. The transcript has 18 exons. Bases 1974 to 3518 code for a protein of 514 amino acids. The record is from RefSeq and is a predicted model, not a curated record. NCBI's taxonomy places the organism in Eukaryota, Metazoa, Chordata, Mammalia, Rodentia, Muridae. Gene Ontology annotation, cellular component: membrane; clathrin-coated vesicle; Golgi apparatus.
GUCUGGAAGGACACAAACCCCUGGGGAUUUCUCCACGUCAUUGGUCUUCGGCAGCCAGUGCGCCCAACUCUCUUGGGACCUGCGCUCUGUCUUCAGACUGGGCUGCUGGUGAUCACGUCGCUCCAUCGCCUCCUGCCUUCUACCCACCGCGCCCAGCGCUGUUUUGCAUUUCAGAACUUUCGCCUGGUGGCCACUGUCGCCCACCUUAGAGGCUCCUGGAGAGGCCAAGGAGCUCGACAGCGCGUAGGAGUGGGGCCUGGAACCGUGGCGUCGGUGCACAGUGUACACAGGACGUUGAGGAGAACAGCAAUCCAGCAGAUCCGGGAACUCAGGGAAGGAACUCGAGAAUGUACGCCCAAAGAAUUAUAAUCUGUCCCUUUUCCUACCUGUUAGCCGAGAAUCUCUGCAGUGAAGUUCUGUUACCCCACUGAAGGACAGCAGAAUUUUCGAAGGGCCCACAGAGACUUUGGAGGUUCAAAUCCAGCCUCUGCACUCUUUGGCUGAGUGGUCUUGGACGGACUUCACCUCUAUCCAGGAAGAGGGCCCCAGCUACCAAAAGGAGGCAGUGUCUAGCCGGCCUAGUGGUGUGAACAGAGGAGGUGAACUGGCCAGUGAGUGGUUGAUGCAGAAUUGUAACCAUCUCAGAAUCCCUCAGGUCCUAUUUCCACAACCUUUCUUUCUCUGAAUACUGAGACCUCUCCUCUUCUAAACGAUUCCCCACUCCCUGCUCUCCCGAACCUGUUCAUCUGUUUCUUCCUGGGAGUUAAUUGUCCUUAAAGGGUGAAUCUCAGCCCAGUGUGUGAGGACCCAUACUUGGAGUCUCAGCACUCCUGAGGCAGAGGUAGGAAAACUGCUGCAAGUUCAAAACCAACCUGAGCCUCAUAGUAAGUACCAACCAGGAUGACCUGGACCUCAAAGGGAAACCUUGACUAAAACAAAAUAACAGCAGUAAUAAACAAUAAACAAUAACGGUGUGGUGUAGGGGCAGAAGCAGGUGGAUCUCUGUGAGCCAAAGGCCUGAGUCACAGGUCACCAGCUACAUAGUGAGACCCUGCCUCAAAAACCAAAACUAAGCACAAAAUUCUAGAUGUGUUUUAAAAGGAAAAGAAAAGAAAGAGAAAGGAAGGAGGGGUGGAGCUGAGAACCUUGCCUUAAACCUCAGGACCUCCUACUUCCUUUGGUGAGUAGUUCCAUUACAACUAUCAAAACUAUUUUGGUCUGUCUUUUGUGAGUGCCAAGCCACGGCCCCCAUCCUUUGUGUCUGUUUUAAAUAUUUUGCUCCCACAUUUACCAGGUCUGAGUGUUCUCUACUCCCGAGUCUGCUGGGUAUGUAAGAGUCAGGAUGGUCAGCCACCUCCCUGACAAGGCAGACAUGGCUAGGAUGAGUUGGAAGGCUUGGAAAUGUAAGAAUGGUAACAAUGCCACAGGGUUGUUUUGUGUUCUGUAUGCAUGUGUAUCAGUGCACCACAUUCAUGUCUGGUGCCGUAGGAGGCCAGAGAGUGUGUCAGAGCCCCUGGAACUGAACUGCAGAUGGUAGUGAGCCACCCACGGGUGUGGAGAGUCAAACCCAGGAGCAGCAGGCAAUACUCUUAGCCACACAGAGCCAUCUCUCCAGCCCCCACAAUGCCACUGGGUUUUAUUUGCUCCAAGCUGGAAAUAGCCACACUAGAGAGACCCUGCCUGCUGGCAUUCUCGUCGCUGUGUCUCUGUCUCUGCUUGUUUGUUUUUUCCUUUUCUGUCCACAAAAUGAUCUAAUCUUGACUUUGGAAAACUAGAAUGACCACUUGCAAAAAAUAGGCUCGCCAGGAGGUAAAGCAACCUGUGCCCUAAAGAGAAAAGCGGAAGGAACUGAGGAGAGAAAGAUGCCUCAAGACGAAACAUUUUAUGCAAGUAAGCAGAAUGUUUAUGCAAGUUGCGGAACCUCUGGAAGCCACAGUGGACUGCAGGAGCCGAGCUAACUGAGCACACUUAACAUGUCUUUCACUUGGGAUGAUGUAAGACAUAAAGUCCAUCUCAACACCUUCGGGUUCUUCAAGGACGGGUACAUGGUGGUCAACGUCAGCAGCCUGUCUGUGAACGAGCCUGAGGGAGCCGCGGACAAGGACGGUGAGAUCGGAUUCAGUCUCGAUCGGACCAAGAACGAUGGCUUCUCUUCUUACCUGGAUGAAGAUGUGAAUUACUGUAUUUUAAAGAAACAGUCUAUGUCUUCUGUCACUCUUCUCAUCUUAGACCUCUCCAAGAGUGUAGUCAAGGUCAGAUCCCCACCAGAAGCUGGUAAGCAGUUACCAGAGAUUGUCUUCAGGAAGGAUGAGAAAGUCCUGAGUCGGAGCCAGGAGCCUGCUGUCAGCUCCAACCCCAAAGACAGUGAGGCUCAGAGAACCCUUGAUGGUUCCAAGGCUAAACGAAGUACAGCGGACUCAAAGGCUAUAGCAGAGAAAUUCUUCCAAGUUCAUAAGAGUGAUGGGGCUGUCUCAUUUCAGUUCUUCUUCAACAUCAGCACCGACGACCAGGAAGGCCUCUACAGCCUUUACUUCCACAAGUGCCCAGGCAACAACGUGAAGUCUGAACAGGUCUCAUUCAGCCUAAAUAUUGAUAUCACGGAGAAGAACCCUGACAGCUACCUCUCUGCCGGGGAGAUUCCUCUCCCCAAGUUAUAUGUUUCCAUGGCCUUGUUCUUCUUUCUGUCAGGGACCAUCUGGAUUCACAUCCUUCGUAAGCGAAGGAAUGAUGUAUUUAAAAUUCACUGGUUGAUGGCGGCCCUUCCUUUCACCAAGUCUCUGUCCUUGGUGUUCCAUGCAAUCGACUACCACUACAUCUCCUCGCAGGGCUUUCCGAUUGAAGGCUGGGCUGUUGUAUACUACAUAACUCACCUGCUAAAGGGUGCACUGCUGUUCAUUACCAUCGCUCUCAUCGGCACUGGCUGGGCCUUCAUCAAACAUAUCCUGUCUGAUAAAGACAAGAAGAUCUUCAUGAUUGUCAUCCCGCUCCAGGUCCUGUCAAAUGUGGCCUACAUCAUCAUAGAGUCUACGGAGGAAGGCACGACUGAGUAUGGCCUGUGGAAGGAUUCUCUGUUCCUGGUUGACUUGCUGUGCUGUGGUGCCAUCCUCUUCCCAGUGGUGUGGUCAAUCAGGCAUUUACAAGAAGCCUCAGCCACAGAUGGAAAAGCUGCUAUUAACUUAGCAAAGCUGAAGCUUUUCAGACAUUACUACGUCUUGAUCGUGUGCUACAUCUACUUCACCAGGAUCAUUGCCUUUCUCCUCAAGUUUGCUGUUCCAUUCCAGUGGAAGUGGCUCUACCAGCUGCUGGAUGAAACAGCCACGCUGGUGUUCUUUGUCCUGACGGGGUAUAAAUUUCGCCCAGCUUCAGAUAACCCCUACCUGCAGCUCUCUCAAGAAGAAGAUGACCUGGAGAUGGAGUCUGUAGUGACGACAUCAGGCGUGAUGGAGACUAUGAAGAAGGUCAAGAAAGUGACCAAUGGCGCUGUGGAGCCCCAGGGCAGCUGGGAAGGCACUGCAUGACAGCACGGGCUGAGGACAGCUGUCAAUGAAACUAGCUGAUUCAUAGCCCUGUCAGUGAGCAAGUGUGUUCCCGACAGAACAAUGGCAUCUCCCAACAGUGACACCCCGGCACUCAGCGCUCAUGGCCGAGCCAAGUGCCAUGGACACACUUUUGUACUCUUAGGGAUCUGGGCUACAGGCAGCUAGGACCACCCUCAGUGAGGGUGGGAGGCUUAGAGGAGGAGUAAAGGACUGUCUACCUGAUUUACCUUGCUAAUUGGGAGCCUGGGUCUAUGCAUGGGAGCCCCCGGGGCUGCUACUCAGAAAGGCUGUGGGGGUGACGUAGGUCUGCCCUGGUCACAGUGCUUGGAGGCUGGGGAGGAUGUCACUCACUGCUUGGCCUAGCAUUUCUAAGGCUUCGGGUUCAAUUCCUAGUACCAGGGUGGGGGAAAAGAAGUUACUUUGGGAACUAGUCAGCUAGCUACCAAGGAUAUAAAGAAGAGGAAGAGAUUGUCGGCCUUUGGGAAGAAGAGCAACAGAAAUGAGUGAGCCUCUUUUAUAUAACCACCCUAGGUAGCUUGAAACAUCUGUCCAGGGCAACUGGUCCCAAGCACCACUCUAAAUGUCCCUGCCCGGGAUAUGACCUAUAAAAGUGGUGCUAGAGGCCGGCUGGGAGGACCCAGUACAUGGCUGGCUGAAGGGGAGAAGAGCCUUGGAGCUCCAGAAGUGUUCUCCAGCUGGCUCUCCUGACUCCAUCCCCCUGCCUGCCCAGAGCAGCCACCUGGCUUCCUCUCCUUCCACCUGUGUCUGCUGAUCUGAAUCCGAGAAUAAAAGAAUUUUCCUGAAGGAGCAGCUGAGGACAGAAAAGGUAGUGUCUAAACGAACACUUAGGUAAGCAUCCUUCCACAGCUCGGAGGAGUCAGGCAGGACCUCUGAUCCUCACCUGCGUAGUCCAGGCAUGCGUGAAGGGAGUGUGUUUGAGCCACUCAUACUCAGAGACCUGAGACAGGCAGAUCUGCUCAGAGCUUGGGCAGGAAUACCAGCAGCUGCCUGCAGAAGACAUGUGACGAGGUCACAGGAGACCAGCUCGGCACCUCAGAGCUCCUUAGUGCCCAGAAUUUGUAGGUGAGUCACACCUUCAAGGAACAGGCGCUUCCUGGGGUGAGUUACUCUACCUCCCAGUGCAGAAGACAAGAUCUCUGGCCUGAAGACAGUGUCUGUCUCCACACACCUCCACCCCAAGUCCAUGUCCUAAGCCACCUGUGAGAAGCUGCUGCUUCUGCUGUCCUAGCAGGUCCACCCCUACCACAGGAGUUCCAUCUUGAGAAAGGUAGACAGGCCUGAAGGAUCCAGUUAAGGGAUCUUUUUUUCUUGUUUGUUUGUUUGUUUGUUUUGUUUAUACUUGUUUAUGGAGUAUGUGGUGGGAAGGGAGUUGUUGAAGAGAUGGGUGUUUGUUAAUGCUUUGUCUUCUGCAGUCCUCCAGCACUGCAGAAGUGCUCCUGUGGUGCCGUCUAAGCCACAGCCUGCCCUCAAGGCUGGGCUUUAUGGAAGGGGGCUUGUUUCUCCUGCUGUGAAGGAGAACAGAGGGGAGCUAUGUACAGCCCAGCCCACAGAGCUCUCUGGGUGCACAGCUGAGCAGCUCUAGGGGGACAGCCUGCUCCCUCAGAGCAUGGGUGCACAGGCAGGGGCUGUGCUAUAGCAGCGUCCCUUCCAAGUCCUGCCCUGUGACUGCUGCGGGUGGGAAGCCAGGCAUGGCAGGGGAAUCAGACGCUUAACAUGGGGCUGGGAAGACUGGCCUGGUGCCCAGGCUGUGGAAAGGAAAGCUUCAGCCCUUCAUCCUGCACUGUAGUGUACCUCCUCUCCGUCACUUGAGAGCUGUGAGCCAGCAUCCCGCAGUGUCCUUGGGUAGAGGAGUCUGAUUGGAGUCCAGCCACCCCAGCUCAUGAGCUGCCCUCUGCAGCCUGGCGUCUUAGCCCACCCGGCUCCAUACAACUGUGUUUGAAUGGUGAAGCCCUUGUGUUGGAGGCUGAGCAAAGAUGGGGUGUGCAUUGCACUGCCACUGUGGUAUUAAUAGCUCUGCUCUGUGCCCCCACCCGCUUCUGCUUGUGUGAGGUAUCUAUACCUUUUUUGAGAGUGCUGUGGACUAGAAGCUGUGGGCUGUGACAUUUAAUAAAGUGUAGAUUUUGCUAGAUAAUUAUUUCUUGGACAACAGGAACAAGUGUUCAGCUCUGAGUUCUGGCUCUUAACAGGACUCAGCCUCUCGUGUUUAAAUAGCAGAGCAUAGUCUACUGCUGAGCCUGACUGGGGUUCCUUCUCUCUAGGGGAACAGCUCACUCCAGGGUCAACAACCCUGCCUCACAUCAGGCCUGAGUCUUCAGUUUUCCUUCAGAAACCACUUCGGAGUAAAAUACCUAAGUGUCCCCACUCUCCAGCCCCAGUCUGCGCAGCCAGCCAGGGCUGCCCAGCUCCUGAAGUGCUUGCAGGAUUUCUGCUCCUCUCGGUCCUUCAGUCCUCCCUCCUCUCACUCCUUCCUUUCCUCUCCCCCCUCCUUUCUCCCUCGCUCCCCACACUCCCUCCUGCUUUGCCACUGACUCCCUUGGCCCUCUCUGGCAUACUCAGCUGCAGGCUGGUGCACUGCAGCAUUGUCUGCCUGCAGCUGCGUGCAGAAUGUAUUUUCUAAACCAGGGAGCAUUUUAUCAAGAGAGUGCAAACUAUGCAAACUAAAGCUGUGUGUUGCUGCUUUGCACCAUGUGGUGAUCUCCGCACACAGCAAUGCUUGUCUGGCCCUUGGAAUGGAAUCUAAAGCCAGUUUUUGCAGAAGGGGAAGCCUAUCAACGAUCCCUGUGUCCCAUUUUUGUGGCUUCUGGCCACCUCCCGCAUCCCAAAGCAUGUUCCUCGAGGAAGCAUUAGUCUGAUGAGGUUGCUGGCCCAGUUCCACACGCCCAGGAGGACAACCUCGUUCUGCCAAACUACUGAUCCUCGAAGAAAGAUCCUAGCCCACCAGCUAGCCUUGCUUCCAUCACCCCCGAGUUCACAUGCUGACCUGCCCAGGCCUCAGCACGUCACCAUGUGCUCCUCAGGGGCCUGCCCUGGCCACUGCUGCUGCCUUUGCUCUCUAGAGUUCCAUGAGGACUUUAUUUGCUCUCUCGGCUAUUUAGAGCAGGCCAGUGUUCUCAAUGCCUUUUACUCCUUUCCUGAGGCUGCCCUGGCAAGAUUGUAAAAAAACAUUCACAGGAGUCUUACUCAUAUCUGUAUCACCUAGAAUGUGCUCACGUGUCACAGGCCAAGGAGUCUCCCAGUUCCUCUGGGUCUGUCCUGUAGAGGUGUGUCUGUUUCAUGCUUAAAAAGCAUUAUACAUUUGGGUGACCCUCUCUGCCUGGCCAGGGACCACCUGCCUGCUUAAGAGGCUGCACUGAGGGACAGAACAAGCUUGGGAGCAGAUGUGGUCAUGACUGGCAUGUCAGGACCUGGUGUGCUUUUGACCACAGGGAGACUUCAUACUGGCCAGUGGGGAAGGCACACAGGUUCCUGGUGUGCCCAUAAAGGGCAGAGUGAGACAGACUCACCUCUGAGACAGGAUGCUCCUUUGGAGUUGACGUGCAGUAGAUGGAGAGCUGCAGGACCAGCCUUCUUAGCAUCCAGGCACUGUUUCCUUCUGUCCACAUAGAGGAACUCUUCAUUCCCUAAUCAGCCUUUCUAGGACCCAAAUAAUUGUCAGACUAAACCCAGAGGUUUCACCUGAAGGAGGUCUUCUGGGCCUGUAUGCCUUACUCGGGUUGGGGUGCAGGGGUUGGGGACCCCUUAGUAAUUCUUAGCAUUAAUCAUUGAAGUAUUUGCAAGCAUGGGAUGUGGAUGUGCUCAGGGUUGGUGGGCUGGCCGCUGUAUGGAGGCAUUUCACUACAAAGCAAAUGUGCCCAAUAAAGAGUCCAUGUGGAAA